Molecule: messenger RNA, 1653 nt
Organism: Linum trigynum
Lineage: Eukaryota; Viridiplantae; Streptophyta; Magnoliopsida; Malpighiales; Linaceae
Source: the annotation of a GenBank genome assembly
CCCGGUCUUCGAGUACAAGUCUCUAGAAGCAGCGUGGACCAGUUACAGCGGUAUUAGCGUGGACUUGGACGUCGCCAUCUGGAACCGUCGGAGAAGCUGCGAAAUCAGUCCUAGACCGAGAGGACGACGGAGCUUCAGCCAUGGGGAGCUUAUUUUGAUCAAGCUCCCAAUGGCGGAUGGCAGGCUGCGGUGCCAGCGAAUUUGCUGCGACGCCACCUUCACCGAAGAGGACAAUCCUGAAGGCUCGUGUCAGUAUCAUGUUUCGGUAAGGCGCCCGUUCUGACUUCUCCUUGGCUUGAAUUGAAAACAUUCCUCGCAUUCGUCUAGAUACUGCUUUGAACUUAGAAUUGUUUAUCAUUCCAAUUUCCAUAUCGUUUGUGCGCAUUAGGAAGCCUUGGUCCGAGACUUUGACAUAGCUAAUUGGGUUGUGGAUGUUCAUUCAAUUCUAAUGCUUCGGGUUUAAUCCUCCUGUUUUGCUGUUUGGAGUUUGAUAUGGUUGAAGAACACUUCUCAUCCUUGCCAAACUUGAUUUGUAAAUGUGGAUGGCUAGUAUCUUGUAAUACCAGCCUGAACUAGUUGACUUGUGGAUUCAGCCAAGUGGCGUUGCCAAUGUUACUAUCUCUGAAAUAGCUAUGUUGGAAUCCUGUUUAGCUUCAACAAGUUGUAGUUAUUGACAAUGAUUUUGCUAUGACGUCCCUAACGAGUUUUAGUGAUUGUCCUUUUUCGUUGCAUGGUUCGACUGGGUUUGGAUGGGUGCUGGUCUUUGCAUCAGGGUCCCAUGUUUCAUGAUGGAAUGAAAGAGUGGAGUUGUUGCAAAAAGAAAAGUCACGAUUUCAGCUUAUUCAUGGGAAUUCCAGGAUGUAAGACAGGUAAACACACUACCGAGAAGCCAGUGGUGGCAAAGGUGAAUCCAUCCCCAAAGGCUCCUCUCUCUAAACCCUCUGUGCCUUCUACGACAAGUGCACCCUCCAGAGAACUUUGUCCAAGGUGCAAGCAGGGUUUCUUUUGCUCUGAUCAUGGUGCACAACCGAAAAAAGAUGUCGCCCCAGCUAAAAAUAACACAGAGAUUCAAGCUUCUGCUCCUCCUCGGCCUAAGAAGAAAAUUAAUAUCAAUGAGCCCCAAACCUGCAGAAACUCCGGAUGUGAUCAAACGUUCAAGGAAAUAAACAACCAUGAUACUGCGUGCACCUAUCAUCCAGGGCCUCCUGUUUUUCAUGACAGGAUCAAAGGGUGGAAGUGUUGUGACAUCCACGUAAAGGAGUUCGAUGAGUUCGUGAGCAUUCCUCCCUGCACCAAAGGAUGGCACAACGCCAUUCCGACUUCUUGAUCUCGAACACAGCAUUCCUCCCUGCAUCAGCAACAAGUUAGUCUCUUCAUCUCUCCUUCAUGGUCAAUGUCUGCGAAAACAGUAUCUGCUUCCUUUGUUCUGGUUAGUGAUUCAAUCACUGCUUCUACUGUAAACCCGUUACAUACAUCUCCAUUAUCUCUUGGAAAGCAUCUCCAAAGUCAGAUGGGCCUUGACUGCAAAGCCUUGCGGCCCAUUUAUCAUUACCGGGCUGGAACAGCCCGAGAUCCUGGACUGGUGUACUAUUAUUAUGUGGUAUUGAAUGGUAUAUAAUGCAGAUUGAUCUGGAAUAAGGUGAGGCAAUAAUA